Molecule: messenger RNA, 519 nt
Organism: Eruca vesicaria subsp. sativa (arugula)
Lineage: Eukaryota; Viridiplantae; Streptophyta; Magnoliopsida; Brassicales; Brassicaceae
Source: the annotation of a GenBank genome assembly
AUGUCCGAGAGAUCAGACGAAACAAAGACAAAAGCUGAUUCUGCCGGAGAGUUAUCAGAUGUAGAUAACGAAAACUGCAGUAGCAGUGGAAGUGGUAGCGAGACGAAGAAGACCUGCGUUGAUUGCGGAACAUCCAAAACUCCUCUCUGGCGUGGUGGCCCUGCUGGACCUAAGUCAUUGUGCAAUGCUUGUGGGAUCAAGAGUAGGAAGAAGAGACAAGCGGCACUUGGAAGCAAACCAGAGAAGAAAAACAAAACAAGUAACAGUAGUGAUUCUGAUCUAAGCGUAGAUCAUCAUCGAAACGACAAGAACAAGAUCAACAAAGAUGAUGAUGAUCAUAGUAGUAGUAGUAGCAGCUGCAGCAAAAGAGUGAGUAAGUUUUUGGAUCUAGGAUUGAAAGUUCCGGUGAUGAAGAGAUCAGCGGUUGAGAAGAAGAAGAAGCUAUGGAAGAAACUCGAUGAGGAAGAACAAGCCGCCGUGCUUCUCAUGGCGCUCUCUUGUGGCACUGUUUAUGCAUAA